This is a messenger RNA of Paraglomus occultum, 393 nucleotides long. Lineage: Eukaryota; Fungi; Glomeromycota; Glomeromycetes; Paraglomerales; Paraglomeraceae. The record is from the annotation of a GenBank genome assembly.
AUGGUACAAACACAGGUAGAGGCAGAAGCACAUGGUUUGCACUACAAUAUUAUGACGAAAUGGUAUACCUUACACAAACUGCACAACUAUACCUGGAAACUUGUCGUUCGCCUCUUGGAGAUGCGUAUACUAUUUUCGAGUCAUUCCGUGCAGAGAAAUCUCAUACACGAAGACAUUUGUCUGAGAAGAUACAUUCAUGUAGAAGCUGAAAUGACUUUCAUUACAUUUGAUGAUCUACUCGAAACAGUAGAAGACAUGACAUGCGACGUCGACUAUAAUAUCACAAAAGAUGAUGGAACUUUCUAUAAAUUUGGUGAAGAUAUUCCGGAAGCACCUGAACGAGCAAUAAUUGAUAGUAUUGGACCCCGUCUUCUUGUGUCGAUUCCCCGUUGA